Messenger RNA from Ceratotherium simum simum (southern white rhinoceros), 2185 nucleotides. Lineage: Eukaryota; Metazoa; Chordata; Mammalia; Perissodactyla; Rhinocerotidae. The record is from RefSeq and is a predicted model, not a curated record.
CGCGCUCCCGCGUGACUCCGGUGCCCCCGCGGUCCCAGCCAUGCCCAGCCUCAGAGCUCGCCCUGAAGAGGCAGAAAUGGAGCCCUCAGUUCCUGGACCAUCCCCUUGGACCCCUACAGCCCAUGCCUGUGUGAAUGAUGCUCCCACCGUGACCCACCCUGGAUCUGCCCUCCGUGGUUCCCUCUGCUGUGGCAACACUGAGUUGAGAACCACCCCCCUUCACCAUCAGCAGCCAGAUUGGGACACCAGGACUGAGGGCAAGGAAUUUCUUCAGAAGGAAGAAGUUUCUGAGCAUUUGGAAUCACAGGCAGAAAUGUCAGGAAACUAUACCAGUGAUGUUUCCCAAGCAGCUGAGCUUGGAGAACUCUGUGAUGAUGUGUUAGAGAGAGACUGGGGAGUCCCUGAUGAGGACAGAUGGGUGCAGCCCCUCUACCGGGAGGGGGACUUCACACCAGUGGCAGUGCUUCUUAAGAGCCCCUUAGGGGAGAGAGAGCUGGACUGUGACAAUUUUGAGAGAAGCUUCAGCCUGAGCCCAAACCCCAUGGCAUAUCAGGGAAUCCCUGCAGAAGAAAGGCUGCAUCCGUACGACAUGUGUGGCCAGAGCUUCCGGGACAGCAUGGACCCGACUAGCCACGAGGGGCUUCACACAGCUGAAGGCCCAUUCAUAUGUAACGAGUGUGGGGAGACCUUCAGAGGAAAUGCUGAUCUUGUUCAGCAUCAGAUAAUCCACACCGGACAGAAGUCCUUCCUCUGCACUGAGUGUGGAAAAUCCUUCAGCCAGAACUCGGUUCUUAAAAAUCAUCAGAGGUCACACAUGAAUGAGAAACCCCACCAGUGCAGUGAAUGCGGGAAAGCCUUCCGUGUGCACGCAAACCUCAUCAGGCAUCAGAUUAACCACAGUGGAGAGACGCCUCAUGUUUGUAGUGAAUGUGGAAAAGCCUUCAGCCAGAACUCCAGCCUUAAAAAGCACCAGAAGUCUCACAUGAGUGAGAAGCCCUACGAAUGCAGCGAAUGUGGGAAGGCCUUCAGGCGGAGUUCAAACCUCAUCCAACAUCAAAGAAUUCAUUCUGGGGAGAAGCCAUAUGUGUGCACCGAAUGUGGGAAGGCCUUCAGGCGGAGCUCAAACCUCAUCAAACACCACAGGAUUCACACAGGUGAGAAGCCUUUCGAGUGUAAUGAGUGUGGGAAAGCCUUCAGCCAGAGCUCACACCUGAGGAAGCAUCAGAGGGUUCACACUGGAGAGAGACCAUACGAGUGUAACGAGUGCGGCAAACCAUUCAGCCGGGUCUCCAACCUCAUUAAGCAUCACAGGGUUCACACUGGAGAGAAACCCUAUAAAUGCAGUGACUGCGGGAAGGCCUUUAGUCAGAGUUCAAGCCUCAUUCAGCACCGGAGAAUUCACACUGGAGAAAAGCCUCAUGUGUGUAGUGUGUGUGGAAAAGCCUUCAGUUACAGCUCAGUGCUCAGAAAGCACCAGAUAAUCCACACAGGAGAGAAGCCAUAUGAAUGCAGCAUCUGCGGGAAGGCCUUCAGCCACAGCUCAGCCCUCAUUCAACAUCAGGGUGUGCACACAGGCGACAAGCCCUAUGAGUGUCGUGAAUGUGGGAAAACGUUCGGUCGCAGCUCCAACCUUAUUCUCCACCAGCGAGUUCACACUGGAGAGAAACCCUAUGAAUGUACUGAAUGUGGAAAAACCUUCAGCCAGAGUUCAACUCUCAUUCAGCAUCAGAGAAUCCAUAAUGGAUUGAAGCCCCAUGAGUGUAACCAGUGUGGUAAAGCCUUCAAUCGAAGCUCAAACCUCAUUCACCACCAGAAGGUUCACACUGGAGAGAAGCCGUACAUGUGUGUUGAGUGUGGUAAGGGCUUCAGCCAGAGUUCACACCUUAUUCAACAUCAGAUAAUCCACACUGGUGAGAGACCAUAUAAGUGCAAUGAGUGUGGGAAAUCCUUCAGCCAGCGCUCAGUCCUCAUCCAGCACCAGAGGAUUCACACUGGGGUGAAGCCCUAUGACUGCACUGCUUGUGGGAAAGCCUUCAGCCAGCGGUCGAAGCUGGUCAAGCACCAGCUGACCCACACCAGGGAGUGAGACAGGCUGGCUCCUCUCCAGCUUCUCUGGCCAUGUCUCAGCCUCUCCCACCUCCCAGACUUGAAGCUGGGCUCACCCACUGCCCUCCACACCCAGGUC